AUGUUGUUUGGGGAUCUGGAAGCUGCCUCGACCUUGCUUCCGGUCGGGCGGGAUGAUGAGGGGCCAGCUUACUCUACUCGUUUCAUGAACAACGCUUCGACCGUCGAGGGCGCACAGCUGCUAGAAACACUGACCAGCUCCAAGAUAAAUAACACCGUUAUGCACUUUUUCUCGGACUGGAAGGGGAACGGACUCGAGUCGCAUGUCGGCGCGAUCCUCAUUCAGCCAUUCGCCGAUGCAGUCAUUGAGGAAAUUGUCACCCUACAGCAUUCUAAAAAUUUCCGAUCCGAUUUAUUAGCUUUGUCACAGCGUUUGUUUGAAAAUAGCAGCCGCCCUGUGGAAAUACAUCGUUUGAUGACGCUGCAAGGCCUCAUCGACCAGUAUACGGGUCCGAAUCUCCGCUGGGAGACAAUGGGAGCAAUCCUUACACUUGUUGGGUAG
Molecule: messenger RNA, 441 nt
Organism: Penicillium psychrosexuale
Lineage: Eukaryota; Fungi; Ascomycota; Eurotiomycetes; Eurotiales; Aspergillaceae
Product: transcriptional regulator family TF
Exons: 1
Coding region: 1-441 (146 amino acids)
Source: RefSeq, a predicted model, not a curated record